AUGAAGCUGACGAAUGAGAAGAGCAAGAAGAAGUCUGUGAAUACGCCCUUUACGUCAGGAACAAAGCAGUAUGGACUCAUUAUACCGAAAAAGGAUGCAAAGAAGAAGGAACUUGCCACUGGUUUCAAUGUUUUUGCUGCAGCAGCAAAGGAAAACAACAAGCUAAAGGCACAAGAAGAAGAUGAUCAAGUGAAUACUCGACGUCGAAUAGGAGAUGAAGCUGUUUGCAGUCUCCAGCAGAGUCAUGUGGAUAAAAUACGAGCUCAAGCACUAGCCGAAGACGCAGCGGUCUUUGAUUAUGAUGCAGUGUAUGAUGAUAUGAAGAAUGCAAGGGAGAGUCAAGCUAUUGAAACAGCAGCUAAGCGAGAACUUGAUAAGAAAAGACCAAAGUACAUUGGUACACUCUUACAUCAAGCUAAGAUUCGAGAAGUGGAGAAUGAACGUAUUCGUGAGCGACGACUGCUGAACGAACGAAAUGCUGAUGAGGCACAGUAUCGAGAUAAAGAAAAACUUGUAUCAGCAUCAUACAAGAGGAAGUUACAGGAGAUGAAAAAGUGGGAGGCAGAGGAUGCACAACUUGCAGCUAUGGAGGAACAAGAGGAUGUCACAAAGCAAGGCGAACAUGCCAUGGCUGGCUUUUAUGCGAACCUUAACAAGAAUAUAGCAAUGGGUGGCACGAUAGCGAAUGCACGUAGUGCAUACACAGUGCAGGAGACACAUGGUGCAAUAACGACAAGUGCUGAAGCAGCUAGAGCUGAGCGAGGCCACGAACGUGACGAUUCUCAUGGACUUGAGUUAGUGAAGACCCAUGACAAAGCUGCGACCAAGGAGGCGAGAAGCGGUGAGCAAUUAGACGAUCGUCGUUUUUCACCUGCUCGUGAGACCUUGCUUGAGUCAAAGGAUGUACAUGUCAAGACAGACGCUUCAUUGAUUCAAGCAGAGAAAAUUGAGAAACCGAGCAAGGAAGACGCAAUUGCUGCUGCUAAAGCUCGCUUUUUGGCACGCAAGGCACAGCGAAAGUCUCAUACUGAUACCGUUACGUAG
Molecule: messenger RNA, 1044 nt
Organism: Peronospora belbahrii
Lineage: Eukaryota; Oomycota; Peronosporomycetes; Peronosporales; Peronosporaceae
Source: the annotation of a GenBank genome assembly